AUGCUGCCCAGAGCCCCGCCAUCGUACUCAUCUUUGUCAAACAGCAACCGAAUCAGAAGACGCAGUGCUGAACUCCAACGUUCAGCAGUGGUACUUGAAGCCGCAUGCUCGCUCACUUCUUGCUUACAUACGUCAGCCCAUCUUCAACCGCGCAACGAAAAAUCUCUCAAAGGCGAUCCAACCACUGUGUCUCUUACUUUCCUUCCGUUUGCUCUUUCGCAGUAUUGGUUUCAUCAUGGGGUCCCGAGCCCAGAAGAUCAUGACUCAGCCCAUCAGCCUCAUUUUCCGCUUCUUGCAAAAUCGCACUCGAGUGGAGAUAUGGCUAUAUGA
Chondrus crispus (carragheen) is the source of this 330-nucleotide messenger RNA. RefSeq lists its product as hypothetical. Lineage: Eukaryota; Rhodophyta; Florideophyceae; Gigartinales; Gigartinaceae. The coding region runs from base 1 to 330 and encodes 109 amino acids. The transcript has a single exon. The record is from RefSeq and is a predicted model, not a curated record.